Molecule: messenger RNA, 1465 nt
Organism: Prunus persica (peach)
Lineage: Eukaryota; Viridiplantae; Streptophyta; Magnoliopsida; Rosales; Rosaceae
Product: short-chain dehydrogenase reductase 2a
Exons: 2
Coding region: 402-1325 (307 amino acids)
Molecular function (GO): oxidoreductase activity, acting on the CH-OH group of donors, NAD or NADP as acceptor
Source: RefSeq, a predicted model, not a curated record
UUGGCGACUUAGUUAGCUAGACUAGCUGUAAGUUUUUAAAUAUUAAUGUUUUCUUUAAUUUAUACAGAUCUGUUGCCAUUCUUAAAUUCCAAAUUGAAGGCAAGGCCAAGGAGGAGGUACAAAAGAUGAGGGACAUCUAUUUCUAUGGAACUUACCUUGCAAUAAGACAAACAGCCCUCUCUUGGAACCCACUCACCGCAUGCAUGUGUAUGUCUCUACUUCUACUUGUCUAUAAAACCCUUUCCUUCUUCAUUCAACAUCCAUCCUUAAGUCUCUCUCUCUCUCUCUCUCUCUCUCUCUCUCUCUCUCUCUAAAGUCUCUCUCUCUCUCUCUCUCUCUCUCUCUCUCUCUCUUCUCCAUUUUGUUUAGGUAGACUUUAGAGCUAGCUACCAACUAAUCAUAUGCCUGCCCAAGUUAUGCCUGAAAAAGCCCUCCAUGGAAUUCAUGGGUUGGGAAGGGACAACAAUACUACUGCUCCUCCUCCUAAAAGGUUGGAUGGAAAAGUUGCUAUAGUGACAGGCGGUGCUAGAGGCAUUGGAGAAGCAACAGUGAGGCUUUUUGCAAGGCAUGGUGCCAAAGUAAUCAUUGCCGACGUGGAGGACGCAGUUGGCCUAACCCUAGCCAAUUCCUUGAGCCCUUCAGUCACCUUUGUUCAUUGUGAUGUUAGCUUGGAAGAAGACAUUGAGAACUUAGUUGAAUCAACAAUUUCCCGUUACGGGCAGCUCGACAUUAUGUUCAACAAUGCCGGGAUCCUCGGAAACCAGUCGAAACACAAGAGCAUCAUGGAUUUUGACACCGACGAAUUCGACCAGGUGAUGCGGGUGAAUGUGAGAGGAGCAGCAUUGGGGAUGAAGCAUGCUGCAAGAGUGAUGGUGCCUAGAGGAAAUGGAGGGUGCAUAAUUUCAACAUCAAGUGUAGCUGGGGUGGCAGGUGGGCUUGGGCCGCAUGCCUACACAGCCUCAAAGCAUGCCAUUGUUGGGCUCACAAAGAACGCAGCCUGUGAAUUGGGCCGGUAUGGGAUUAGGGUAAAUUGCAUUUCUCCAUUUGGGGUUGCCACGUCAAUGCUUGUGAACGCUUGGAGGACGAGCGGUGAUGAUGAGGAAGAAGAAGAAUGCAUGGAUUUGGGGAUGCCUUGUGAGCAAGAAGUAGAGAAAAUGGAGGACUUUGUGAGGGGGCUUGCCAAUUUGAAAGGGCAAACCCUAAGGGCUAAAGACAUAGCUGAGGCUGCUCUUUAUCUUGCUAGUGAUGAAUCCAAGUAUGUUAGUGGCCAUAACCUUGUUGUGGACGGUGGAAUUACCACCUCAAGAAAUUGUGUUGGCUUGUAGGGUUUUUUUUCUUCUUUUCCCAUUCCAUGGUGUUGGUAUUUUGUACAUGCAUAGAUCACCAAAAGGUUUGCCAUUUGUGUUUGGGUUUGUAAUAGGUUUCGUUUAUCAAUUCAAUAUUAAUCCGAAUUUUCAAGUGUAAA